Hylaeus anthracinus is the source of this 3740-nucleotide messenger RNA. Its product is annotated as golgin subfamily A member 1. Gene Ontology annotation, cellular component: Golgi apparatus. Lineage: Eukaryota; Metazoa; Arthropoda; Insecta; Hymenoptera; Colletidae. The record is from RefSeq and is a predicted model, not a curated record. The transcript has 8 exons. Bases 608 to 2776 code for a protein of 722 amino acids.
AAGGAUAGAUCCACAAUGAAACGCAGUUUAGAAACGGUGGCAAUAUUAUGUAAUUAACACACUGUGGAAUAAAAAGCGUUGCAUCUAUUUAGUGCAUUGUCCUCGUUGUUUUUUUAAUCAAAGUAUACACUUGUCGAAGCAGUGUUAACUGUCACGUGACGAAACCCUUUUAAACUGUGAUAUUCGUGACAUCCUCACAGAACAUCGAGCAGUUCUGUCAUUUGCAUUUCGCGCUUAAUGCAAUUGUACCCUAAAUUGCCGAAAACAGGAGGGAUAGAAGCUAUAUAUAUAUCGACUUCUGAGCCAGUGGCUUGGUAUCUGUUGGUGUCUGGUUAACUCGCGAGUGGUCAGAAUGGCAAUCGUUUAUCUUUGAUGUACCAGUUGAUUUCGUAAAAUUUGCGUCGCGUGUAUGUCGCAUGAUUUAACGAUGACUCAAUGAAACUGAGCGAGGCGAUGUAUUGUUGAAGAAUGAAUUCCUGGCACGUUACGAUUCUGUUCCCUGAUCUUUAUUAACGUUGCCCUGAUAGGCGGGCACAAGAGUCAGCACAACAACGUUGACAGGUGGUAGUUGUCAUUUUCUGCUUGUCCCCUUCGGUAUUAUUACAACAUGUUUGCGACGUUAAAGAAUAAAAUACGAGAGGAAACGGGGAGUGACGUGUCAACUGUCGUUAGAAAUGCCGGCAACGUGCGCGGUAUUAACUCGAAGCAUAUGUCCCAGGCAGGUUCCAUGAACAGCAUCACUGGAUCCCAAAUUUCAUUAGAUGGUUCACGUGAAGAAAAUACAACAUCUCCUUCUCCACCAAUCUCUUUGAAAAGGGAUAGUAGUACGUUUGAUCUUAAAUUAAGCGAUGGUAUGCAAUUGUCCGCGAAAGACAUCAAGAGGUUUGAGAAUAGGGAAGAAGAAUGGAGGAAAAGGUUAGCCAAAAAAGAGGCAGAAUUAAUGAAACGAAUGGAAAAAAAGGAGGAAGAAUGGAAAGUAAGGCUCUAUGAGAGAGAGAAAGAGUGGAAAAAAGUUGUUGAAAAACAGGAAAAGGAAAAAAAUAAAUUGGAAGAAGAAUUACAGAAUACAGAACGCACAAAACGAUCGAUAGAACUGGCCCUUAAAGAUGCGGAAGAAUAUAAAAAGAAAUUGUACAGUUUUCAAGAAGAUGCAGAACAAUUAGAAGAUUUGCAAAUACAGGAGAUGGCAAAAGUAAAACAUUUAUUACUGGUUAAAGAACAAGAAGUAGACGAAAAAACGCAACAUUUAAAAGCGACCACUGCCGAAAUUGAAAGCCUAAGGUCCGAAGUUUCACGUCUUAGGCGAUAUGAAGAUGAACUGAAUAACGUACAGGAUGAAAUGGAGACACUGCGUCAUUCUACUCAGCGCGAGAAAACUCAACUUUCCUCUCAACUGGCACUGACUGAGGAAGAAGUACGCCACCUAAAGGAUAAAGUUUUUGUGUUAGAACAAAGAGUUGCUUUAGGAACUAACGAUCAAGUAACGGUUGACGAGAGAAUAGCUGAUCUUAUGAGAGAAAGAGCACUGUUAGAAAGGAAAUUAGAAGAGGCACAUCUUCAUUUGUCCGAUAUAAAAACUAGUUGGUCGGGAAAGAUAUCUAGCUUGGAAACGCAAGUUGGAAGACUUAGCAGACAGGCUGGCGAGGAAGGUCUGGAAAGGAGACGAGUCGAAGAGGAAAGCGAAAAACUGAGACAAAGGAUCAAACACCUAGAAGCUGAAAUAGAGGUGAACAAUGUUGUCAUGGCUACGAAAGACGCCAAGCUUUUGCGCAUGGCUGAAGACAUCGACGAGAUGGCCACGGAACUGAAAGAGCUCCGGGCCAGCGUCGAUGAUGAGGUGGAAGAGUUUAAGCGACAAAUUGAAUCUUCUUCGAAGGAGAUCAUCCAAAUGAAACACGACUUAGAAGAAACAACAACGAAACUUUCAGCUGCCACCUCAGAAGUAGCGCAUCUUCGUCUUUCUUUGGAAGGAGAACGAACGAAUAAUUCCUCUUUGCACUUAGAAUUAGCGCGUUUGAGAGAAGAUCUAGAAUCUGAACGAACAGCAUCGGCAACGCUAAGAGUAUGCCUAGAAAAAGAAAGAGGCGAAAAAGACUCCGCACUGCUAAGAAAUGCUCAAGUCUCUCAGGAUAUUGAAAUCGUAAAACAAGAGAAUCGACAGCAUGAAAUUGAAAAUGGGGAAUUGCAAAGUAGGGUAGAAAGUCUCGAGCACAAUUUACAAAGUAAAAUUAAGGAAAUAGAACAUGCAAUGUCAACGCUAGAAGAAACGAAACAAAGGUUGUCAGAAUUGGAAGAAACGGAACGAAACAAUGAGAAAAUGGAGAGGAGCGAGAAACUUCUUAAAAGUAGUUUGCUGGAUCUAGAAGAACAAUUGAACGAAAAGACCAAGACAAUCAAAGUCUUGCAGCAACGGUUAUCGGAUAUGAAGAAGACCCUUCAACGAGAGUUGAGAGUUCCGUCGUCAUCAUUGGAUAGCGACGCAGAACCUUCUGCAGCAAUUCUCAAACCAAGUUCGUCGAAGACUGUUACUGCUAGGCAUAACAACACGAGAGAUGAUGACGUCAACUUUAAAUACCUUAAACAUGUUCUCAUAAAGUUCCUAACCAGUAGGGAAUACGAGGCCCUUCACUUAACGAGAGCGGUCGCUACUCUUCUACAUUUUUCCCCCGAGGAAGAGCGAUUACUGCAAGAAACUUUAGAAUGGAAAAUGUCAUGGUUUGGCACCAGGCCAAAUUUAGGUUUUGGACAAACUGCCAAAGCUAUACCGCCCAGCUGAUAGCUGAAACAAAUCCUACUUCCUAUAGGUAUCAUGAAAGUGGUCGCGGAUUCGUGGUUGAAAUCGAAAAGUUGGGUUGCAUCCGUGAUCAACAACAAAUGAUCUAGAACAGUUUGAACGAUUAGGAAAGGGACGAACAAAUUUAUAAGCUAGGAAUUUCAUAAAUUUUGUAAAAUAUUUAACGUUUACGAUACGUACAUAAUUUAUUCACAAAGGCUAGAGAUACAGAUCGUAGUGAGCUUCAAAGACGCGCGGUAACGAACGUUACCUUUAGACAAAUCAGUAUGUUGAAUAUAGAAGUUUGUACCGAUCAUUGUUGGGCAAAAUUUAAUCAAAAUAUCGAUUAAUGAUUGCAUUAAUUGUAAAUCGCUUAUGAUGAUUAGCAGUUGAAUUAAUCGUUAAUUUCUAUGACAUCGUAUUAUUCACAUUGAAUAAUCGAUCGUCAGAUUGAUCUAAUUUCCGGUGAGUUCAGUUAAUCGUUAGUCCCUUGCAACAGAAUGGUGAUUAAUUUAUUCGAUAAUGGUUGCAAGCUAUUCACGAUUAAAUUUGUAAUCGCAUCGAGUAAUGGAUUAAUUAGCUCAGAGUAAUUAGACAAUUAACGCCCGACUUUGGUACCGAUGUCUAUCGUGUAUAUCAACAUAAAUAAAUUAGCAGGAAAUAUAUACACAAUAUACAAUGUAUGUUCGACAUUGAGUCACGCUAUACAUUGUUUUCGUAUGCAAAUGCCAGGUAAUGCACACAUACAUAUAUAUACGCGCGCGCGCGCACACAUACACACACACACACAAUCACUUUGCAAUACUUAAUAUGUAAGAAUUCUAAUUAACUCAAUUUCUGUAUACGAAUACAUUACGAUACGAGGCAUUUUAUUACAAGACAAAAUAUUUAAUUUAAAAUUUCCUGAUAUACACGAACUUUAUGUAUGCAACACUUUAUAUACAAAAAAAUAUUACAUUUUUUCAUA